AUGGAGGUUCUGCAAGUGCAAGAAGUCAUGACGAACGAAGAAAUGACGGGAACUAUGGUUGAUUACGACUUGAACACUUAUCCACCCGCCAAAUAUCCUACGACAUGUAAAAAGAGCGGGAAGAGGAAACAUGAAAAGGCCAUGGAGAAGGAGCGCGCCAACAAGAAAAGCAAGCGGACAGCAAAGAAGAAUGAAGGUGAGGCACAAGAUAAAAUUACUGAAUGGUUGAUAUCUGUCAAAAAGAAAGUCGUAUUCAAGGAGACCGUGGAAAUAUGUUAAUCCUAAAAACAUUGAAAAAGAAGAGGACAAGACAAGCGAUAGUGGAAAGUGUGGAUGGAAGAGGUUCACCGUUUUACCUGAAAAAAAUUACGCAGACGACAGAAAUAUCUAA
Messenger RNA from Pocillopora meandrina, 391 nucleotides. The record is from the annotation of a GenBank genome assembly. Lineage: Eukaryota; Metazoa; Cnidaria; Anthozoa; Scleractinia; Pocilloporidae.